Molecule: messenger RNA, 2379 nt
Organism: Maudiozyma barnettii
Lineage: Eukaryota; Fungi; Ascomycota; Saccharomycetes; Saccharomycetales; Saccharomycetaceae
Exons: 1
Coding region: 1-2379 (792 amino acids)
Source: RefSeq, a predicted model, not a curated record
AUGACUACAGAGUUCCCACUACCUCCGAAGUAUAAGAGACAUAUUUCUUUUGAUAACCUCUCGCCAUCGUUAGUCGAUGAUGAAAUUAAGAUCUUAAAACAAAAUAAUCGUUAUAUUGGUUAUAAUAAUAGAUUUUCACAUAUUCCACCUCAGUAUAACCCAUUAUACAAUCAAAACACUAAAGAUGAUCGUACCGAAGAAGAAGAAUUUGAUAGAAGAGAUUCGUUGAAUGAUAGACCUCCAUUGAUUGGAGAGAGUCUCAGUCAGCGAAUCACGCCGGUGAUGGACAAUGAGAAAGGGAUAGAAGUACCGUCUCCUCGUUCAUUAAAUGAAUUCUCUUUGAAACAACCAUCGAUACCUAUCUAUAAGACCUCUUCGAUGAGUAGUAGGAGUGAAUCACCCCUUGAAAGACCGUCAACAACAGGAUCAAAAUUGAAUGUCGGCAAGUUGCCUCCACCACCUGAUAAAUCGAUUCUAAAGAAAAUCAACAGGCAUGUAAGUGAAUCACGACAUAUUGAUAGUAUAGAUAUCGGAGAUAUGACUACAGUAGAAUCUAAGAAUAUGAUUAAAAUUACAAAUAAUAAUACUCAAUAUAAUUCAGGUUCAAAAGCAGGUUAUACUCAAUCAUUAUUUUCUAACCUUAAUGAAGUAGAAGAUAGGAUUCAAAAUAAAAACCGAAGUUUAGGGGAUCUUAAUGAUGGCAUAUCGGGAUCAUCCACAAGAGACCUCAGAAGAAAAUCAUUUGCUAAUAUGAGUGAUGCUGAAUUAGCUGCUUUGGAAAAUUCUUAUAUGAGUCUUGGUAGAUCAACAAAAUCUACGAUGGAUCAAUUUGAUUUUGGGAAACAAAAUCCUGUGUUUUUUGAUAAUAAAAAGGCAAGUACGAUAAAGAUUCCAAAUACCGUAUUGGAUUCUCUUGCAUGCGUUUAUCCAUCAAGGCCCUCAGUGGAUUAUAAAGCAUUAUCCUUAACUAUGGAAAAUGAGAAUUUUCAAAAUUGUGUUAAUUCAGUGCAUAGAAAAUUAAAUAAUAAAUAUAAGGAUGAAAAUGGUUCCUUAAGAGUAGUUUCAUGUUAUGUCUCUGGGAGACGUUUCACUUGGUCCACCGUUGAUUGGUAUAUUGAAAAUUUUGUAAGAGAUGGUGAUCAUUUGGUAAUUAUUACAUGUAUUCCCGAUUUUAAGGAUAAAGUUGAUUCUAAAGUUCAACAUGAAAAAGUUGAAAAGAAGAAAAAAGAAUUAUUAAAUAUUCAUGAAAAAUCUAUUGAACAACCAAAAUCGCAUAGUACUAAAAGUGGGAAAGAAAAAGAAAGACCAUUAUCAAAGGGAAUUUUAUUAGAAGGUGUUUAUGAAGAAGCUAAAAUUGUUGGUAAAAAUCUUUUAGAUUAUUAUGCGGCAAGAUUAUCUCAUAAAAAAGUUAAAAUCACUGUUGAAAUGGUUAAGGAUAAUUCAACAAAAUCAGCUUUAACGAAAGUAGCAGCUCUUUAUAAGCCAAGUGUGCAUAUUGUUGCAACAGUAAGUGCUAAUAUUCAAAUAAAAUUUAGAAAUGGAAAUGUGAAAUUACCGUUUUUUGUGAUGAAACAUUAUACAAUCCCAGUGAUAGUAGUUCCAUUUGAAUUCAUAGAUAGAAAUCUAUUGAUUGAAGGUGCUCCACAUGAAAAAUCUACUGUAACAAAGGAUAAAAGAAUGCAAGUAUUAGAUAAUAUUAUACAAAAGACUUUGAAAAAUCCGUUUCUACAUGAAGAAGAUUUCCAUCAUGAUAAUUAUAAUUUGACCUCAAGUGAUGAUGAAGAAUCUGUAGCCUCUGUGAAUGAUUAUUUCCCAAUUUCACCAGAACAACAGAAAAAAAUUAAUUUGUUUGAACAAUUAGGUUAUAUUUUCCCGUUAUCAACAAGAGAAAAAUUAUUACAAACUAAUGAUGUGGUAUAUGAUCAAGACGGUAAAAAAUUAACACCAACUACCUCUAGAAACUCAAGAAGAAGUUCGAGAGUUCAAUUUCAAGAAUCUGGUUUAUAUAAAGUUAAGUCUAUGAUAGACGGUGUCUUGACUCCUGACGAAGUUCAAGCCAGUAAUAAUUCCAUUAAUAACAAUUCAUUGAAACCAACUUUUAGUGGAUCUCAACCCAUUAGAAAGACUAAAUCUGUCGCCCAGCCCUCAACAAUAGUACGGAAAACUCAUCAUCAUCAUCGUCAUAAUAGUGGAAAUUCCAAAUUUUCUGGUGUUUCUAGUGGUGAAAAACUUCGUGUAAGUCAUUUGUCCAGUAGUUCUAGCCAUGAUAGUUCUUCAAAAUCUAAAACAAAGUCAAAAAUUAAAACUGCAUCAUCGUCAUUAAGUUCUUCAAAGAACAAAAAAGCAGGGAUUGGUUCAAUAUUCAAGAAAUUUUUUUAG